CAAUAUAACUAUUACAUAAUAACUACAAUAUACUUUGUAUCAUGACAUCAAGUAAUAUAAUUUUAACUAUAAUUUACUUUGUAUCAUAAUGCCAAGUAAUAUAAAAAGGUAGAGUUUGGUGAGUGCUUUAAGAGUGGUGAGCUCCAUGGUGUGGGAGCACAACGAGACGUGAUUUCUGGUGGGCACAGGGUGUUUUUAGCCGGAAGUGACUUCCCACCUUGAUGUGGAAGGAUAGACAAUGUUUCCCUGGGAAGAUGUAAAGAAAAGGAAGAGUAUAAGCCAGAGAUACGGUAAGAGGGCUUGGGGAACCCAUAGCCUGUUUGACAGGAACACAGAUAAGAAGUCUGCAGAUAGGUGGUAGAGAGAAUUUAAGAAUGGAGUGUUCAAUGGCAUUUUAAGGAACUUCGACUUCAUAGUAUAGGCUUUAGAGAUUUUGGUGUAGGAAUGAAAUAAAGGCUUAACUUUAAGAAAAUAAUGUGUAGAUUGAAGUUUUCAGGUGAAGAAUAAGUACAUUAAUUUGGAGCUGACUGGAACAGUUCAAAAGAAAUGCACUAUUAAUUUAAAUUGAAUGACUUAAAUUGAACAAUUUAACAAAUCUUCUGAGAUGAGUUUUGAAUCAUGGUAGUUUACAGUUAUAAAGAAGAUUUUAUUUCAAAAAUGACUGGUGGACAAAGAAAUGAGAAUGGGGGUCCAAAGAUAUUUCUCCAUCACUGAUGUGCUUAGUAAACAAGCUUUCUGCUCUGUUUUCUCAACUGUAAAAUGGGUUUAGCAACUACCUAAUGGGUUUAACAAAGGUUAUGUUAGUGAUGCAUUGCAUACUAAGUGAGAGAACCCUGGAAAGAAACAUGUGUUGAAUGUGUAAAAUAGUAUUUACUUAGAAUAUUUUUAAUAAUAAAAUUAUUUUAUCUGAACAAGAUACAGAGUCAUAAGAAAAUAGUUCAUGGGACUAUUAGAUUGCAGUGAGAUUAUUAAACUUUGUGUGAAGCUAUUAAAUAAGUGGUCUACAUUGGCAAAACAAAUCUCUGACUUUUGAUGCCUCAUUUCUCUCCUAAAGUGGAUGCAGGUAGUGGACCAGGGGAACUGACGAUCUCUGGCUGUACCAUUUUGUGAUUCUGUGCUUCUUGUCUGAAGCAAACUUCAUUUAGGCUGAGCAGUUGAGAUACUAUCAUAAAGUCCAUAGGUUUCUGGCUGGGAGUAAAAGACAGAUGGCCAUCACUCCAUGGAUCCAGGACUCCUUUUCAGAAGACUGAUAGCUCCUUUCACUCUCAUAAUGAUUUACACCGUGUCAGUGGGGCGCUGAAUCCAGUGAUUUGAAGGUAGAGAUAAGGAGAAAGAUUGUGCUUCCUUUCUUCCUUUCUUUUGUUCUAAGGGGAUAUAGAAGGGGAGACAGUUGCAAAAAGAAAAAAAAGGCAAUGACUUAUUGGAGUAGGGAUUGAGAGAAAAGACCAAGUACACUCAAGAAUAUUAAUUUCGGUAGCAAUAAAUUUCCAGUGCUAAUGCCGUGCUCCUGAGAGUGUUAUGUGGUGGCUCAUGUCUACCCUUUGUGUUUGGAGCAAAAAAGUACAGGGAGAGGGUGACACCCAGCUCUUUUGCAGGGAAAACAUCGCUGCUGGUGGUUGGGUAGUCUAUUCCUCAAACAAAUAGGUAGUUCAAGCUGAGUUUGCAACAAAAGAGAUUCAUAGAAAAACGUUUUCUAGGAAAAGAGAAGCCAGAAAGCAGAGGUUUGCUCACUGUGGCAUUCAUGUUGCACAAGCAGUAUUAAGUAGUUGAGUAUUAAUCAUGUGGUUCACAAAUUAUUUUCCAGUUUCACUUCUCUCGCACCAUCUGGAUUCUGUCCACUUCACUCCUCCCUCAGCACUUGGAAAAGCAGUAAAAUUUAAAAGUGCCAAUUUUCUCCUUGUCAGCAGCCAUGGUAAUAUGUUCAGUAGGGGAGAGGAUUUAUUUUGUUUCAAAGAGGCUUUGGGACUAUCCAAGACUUUAAUUUGUUGGUGGGAUUCCUAGAAUCCACCACCACCGAUACUAAAGAACUGAGUACCCUGGAUAAGUUUGUAAACCUGCAGUUGACUUCUUUAUCCAGUUCUUUAGUUCUAAAUUUAUUGCUAGUUUUAUUUAUCAAACUUAUUCUCUGAGGAGUGAUACUUGCUGUGGCCACAAGGAAACAUCUGUGAAUUUAAAUCGUAGAGGCAGAUAGCCAGUUAGAACAUUUGGCAAAGGAAUCUUAAGGUUACAGAAGGGAAAAAUUAAUCAAGGAAGUCCUCAAAACUAUUGAGAAGGCAAUGAAGAAGGUUGUCUUAUCACUGACACACUGAAAUACCGAUUUCAUAUUAAAAAACGUCAGAAUCCAGGAUGAAUCAACGAGGAGUGUCAUAUUCUGGUGGCCCUUCGGCUGCUGAGCCCUCCGCCGCGCUCCGGGACGGUUUGCGCCUCGCCGCCCGACACUGACCAUGACCAUGACCCUCCACACCAAAGCCUCCGGCAUGGCCUUGCUGCACCAGAUCCAGGCGAGCGAGCUGGAGCCUCUCAGCCGCCCGCAGCUCAAGAUGCCCCUGGAGGAGCCGCAGGGCGAGGUGUUCCUGGACGGCGGCAAGCCCGCGGUCUUCAACUACCCCGAGGGCGCAGCCUACGAGUUCAACGCCGCGGCCGCCGCCUCUGCGCCGGUGUACGGCCAGCCGGGCCUGGCUUACGGUCCCGGGUCCGAGGCGGCCGCGGCUUUCGGCCCCAGCAGCCUGGGGGGCUUCCCGCAGCUCAGCAGCGUGUCCCCGAGCCCGCUGAUGCUUCUGCACCCGCCGCCGCAGCUCUCGCCCUUCCUGCACCCGCACGGCCAGCAGGUGCCCUUUUACUUGGAGAACGAGCCGAGCGGCUACGCGGUGCGCGAGGCCGGAGCCCCGGCCUUCUACAGGCCAAAUUCAGGUAACCGACGCCAGAGUGGGCGAGAGAGAUUGGCCAGUACCAGCGACAAGGGAAGCAUAACCCUGGAAUCUGCCAAGGAGACCCGCUACUGCGCAGUGUGCAAUGACUACGCGUCUGGCUACCAUUAUGGGGUCUGGUCCUGUGAGGGCUGCAAGGCCUUCUUCAAGAGAAGUAUUCAAGGGCAUAAUGACUACAUAUGUCCAGCUACCAACCAGUGCACGAUUGAUAAAAACAGGAGGAAGAGCUGCCAGGCCUGCAGGCUCCGAAAGUGCUACGACGUGGGGAUGAUCAAAGGCGGUAUACGGAAAGACCGAAGAGGAGGGAGAAUGUUGAAAUACAAGCGACAGAGAGACGAUGAAGAAAGGAGGAAUGAGAUGGGGCCUUCUGGAGACAUGAGAGGUUCUAAUCUUUGGCCAAGCCCUCUUGUAAUUAAGCACACCAAGAAGAACAGCCCCGCCUUGUCCUUGACAGCUGAUCAGAUGGUCAGUGCCUUGAUGGAUGCUGAGCCCCCCUUACUCUAUUCUGAGUAUGAUGCUGUCAAACCCUUCAGCGAAGCUUCAAUGAUGGGCUUACUGACCAACCUGGCAGACAGGGAGCUGGUGCACAUGAUCAACUGGGCGAAGAGAGUACCAGGGUUUGGGGAUUUGACCCUCCACGAUCAGGUCCAUCUUCUGGAAUGUGCAUGGCUAGAAAUCCUGAUGAUAGGUCUUAUCUGGCGCUCCAUGGAGCACCCUGGGAAGCUCCUGUUUGCUCCUAACUUGAUCUUGGACAGGAAUCAAGGUAAAUGUGUAGAGGGUAUGGUGGAGAUCUUUGACAUGCUGCUGGCGACAUCAACUCGGUUCCGUAUGAUGAAUCUGCAGGGAGAAGAGUUUGUGUGCCUCAAAUCUAUCAUUUUGCUUAAUUCUGGAAUGUACACCUUUCUGUCCAGCACCUUGAAGUCUCUGGAAGAGAAGGACCAUAUCCACCGGGUCCUGGACAAGAUCAUAGACACCUUGAUCCACCUGAUGGCCAAAGCAGGCUUGACUUUGCAGCAGCAGCAUCGGCGUCUGGCUCAGCUCCUUCUCAUCCUCUCCCACAUCCGGCACAUGAGUAACAAAGGUGUGGAACAUCUGUACAACAUGAAGUGCAAGAACGUGGUGCCCCUGUACAACCUGCUGCUGGAGAUGCUGGAGGCCCAUCGCCUGAACACAUCCUCCAACCCCAUGGGCGGGUCCCCGGAGGAGCCCAGCCAGAGCCAGCUGGCCACGAUAGGCUCCUCGUCCGCACAUUCCUUGCAAACAUACUACGUCUCCCAGGAAGCAGAGAGUUUCCCCAAUACAAUCUGAGAGCUCCUGGCCUCCCCAAGGUUCUGAGAAUCCCUGCAGCCUUUUACCUGUCAUGCAUCUGUUCAGCAGAACUCUGUCUCCUGCACACACUCCGGCAUGCAUCCACUGCCAGUGGCUUUCUAGUAAGAGUAGCAGUUCAUUCGCUUGCUCAGUUCUUAGUGACACGUCUUCUGUUGGGAACAGCCAAAGGGAUUCCAGGGCUAAAUAUUUGUAACAGCUCUCUUCCCCCCUUUGCUACAUUAUUGAGAAUGAGGAUUCCUGUGGCUCAUCAUGACUGAACUCAGCCUGCAUGAGAUGACUGCAUUGAAGCUACUCGUUGAGACCCAGGCCUGGAGAAUAGACAUUUCGCCUCUGCUAAGCACUUUGUAAUGGCUCCAAGAAUAAGCCUCAGGAAAGAAUUUAAAGUGGCUCCUUUAAUUGAUGACUUGGAGAAAGCUAACUCAAGGGUUUGUUAGAGCAUCCUCUUGUAUUCCAAUAGUAAUGCGCCACUUUGUUAAAGUGAUUCUUUGACCUUUUUGCUCCAUCGCAUGGCUUUAGCACAAUAUUUGGUGAUUGUCUGUUCAUUUGCCCUAUAAGAAUACAAGAUGCACACAGGGAAGGAAGAUCCCCUAAUGUCAAGACGGUAUCAACUUAAACACUGACCCCUUGAGCUUGCUUAAGUCGCUAUUGCUAGCUUCCCAGAGUACCACAUAUGUAGGUCACGGGUGCCAGGUGAUUCCUGCUUCCCAGGGACCUGUGGGAAGCAGCAAGUCAGUUUCAGUUCAGUCACUACCAUACAGAUAAAUCUCCCCAUAUAAGGGGCAUGUUUAAUUUUUUGUUGUUGUUGUUGUCUCCCUUUCUGUAAAAGAAAGCCCUCUAUCCCCUGAACUUCCAGCUUUAGGACCAUUCUGGUGGGGUUUCGCACUUACCAGCAGAGGGCGCUCUGCCUGGCUCCUCCUGUGUGAUUUAACCUUGAUGUGUUCAGAGCCCAGCCAUGAUCAAGGGCAAUUUAAAUGAGCUGGCACACUGGUGAUACUUCUAAUUUUUUUUUUUUUUGCUUGUUUUUCUUUAUCCCUGGGGCAUGAAACUAAAUAGUAAAUGUGCAUGGUGGUUGUGGCUGCUAGAGAAUGAGAGGGCAAGUAAAGGAGAAACUGGGUAAAACUCUGGCAGGUUCCCUUUGCUCAGGGUGGCCAGACCACAGACAGCAGGUGGUUUGCAGCUCAUAGAUCCUGCACUGCACAGCAAGGCUGCCCUGGAGUCCACGGAGUGGUUUGCCUCCGUUUCAUCUCCAUGUGGCACUGAUUGGAAGAAGCAGCAUUGGACAGCUGAAUUCUCAGCCCAGCACAUUCCAGGCAGGGGAAGAGGAGGAGGGCAGGGAUUGGAAAAUUCACUCCCUUGGGCUACCUGGGCCUGGUCAGACUACAUAUGCCCUUGGUUAUUCAGAGCUCAUCCAAAAAUCAGCUAGUGGUUUUGGGAAGAAAAUAUCACCCCCUUUCCCCCAACUCACGUCCUUAAACUUCAUAAGCCAGCAGAAUAAGACCAGAAUCACUCCACAAGAAUUCUUUGACCAGCAGGCUAAAAAAAAGAAAGUAUUGGCCCAGCUACAGGGUUGCCUCCCGGAUCUUUGCAUCCCCAGUGCAAUUCUGAGUCAUUUACUUUUCUUAAUGAAAAAGAAAAUUUGAUCUCCUUCCCUGACUUCAUGGUCUGUAAUUCAAACCCAAUUGAGAGGUGAGGUACUAACCAACAGCCCAGGUGAGCUUGAGGCUUUUCUUGGUAUGUUCUGUUUGGAAAAGUGAGUUUCAUUCAUUUCUGGUUUCCUAGUUAAGUGACUACCAAGAGACUGGGAAACCAGGAGGGCCAAAAAAUUUUUUUAAAAAGGUUUUUUCACGUAUGUGCAUCUGAAUUUAGGGGCAAUUUUAUAUAUCUGUGCUAAGAAUAUGUUUAAGAACAUAAUUCUUUGUGGUUUGUUUUUGAAGCACCUUAUAUAGUAUAAUAUAUAUUUUUUUGAGAUUGCAUUGCUUGUUUAUCAGACAACUGAAUGUAAUAAUUCUGUUCUGGAUUUAAUUUGACUAGGUUAAUGUGCAAAAACCAAGGAAAAAUAUUUCAUUUUUUUGUAUACUUUUCAAGCUACCUUGUCUUGUAUGCAGUUUUGAUGCCUAAGUCGGGUGAUUAUUCAUUUAAAUGAAGAUCACAUUUCAUAUCAACUUUUGUAUCCACAGUAGACAAAAUAGCGCUAAUCUACAUGCCUAUUGUUGGAUAUUGAAUGACAAUCUUAUGUAGCAGAGAUUAUGCCUGAAAAGGAAAAUUAUUCAGGGCAGCUAAUUUUGCUUUUACCAAAAUACCAGUAGUAAUAUUUUUGGACAGUAGCUAAUGGGUCAGUGGGUUCUUUUUAAUGUUUGUACUGAGAUUUUUCUUUUAAAAAAUAAAAUAAAAAAAAACAAAAAAAUCUCUAGGACUAUAGAUGAUGUAAUACCAGCUAAAUCCAAACAAUAAUGCCGCAGAAGGUUUUACAUUAUUCAUCUACUGUGUUUGUAUUCAUGUUAAGAUACUACUACUACAUUUGAAAUGGGCAGAGAACAUCAGAUGGUUGAAAUGUUAGCCCAAGAGUUUCAAACAAUUUUUGGAAAUCUCUUUUUAUUCCUAUUUGAAGUGCCAAUAAUGAGCUGCUGAUAUUUUUCAGCCGAUGUUGCUAUAAGGCAUGGGGAUAUGCUAGAAAGCUGUGCCCCUGAUUUUCCUCCACUUUGAUGCAAACUUAAAGCUUGAAAGACAUGAUCUUCUUGGAGGGUUAGAAUAGAGUGAGGAAGUAGAUUUGGGAAUUUGAAGAAUGGGAGGAUGAGGAAUAAGACUAUUGAAAGAGUCUGAUAUCUGGGGUAUGUACGAGGUUUUGAAAUUCCAUUUCUGCACUGUAUCCAAAAUAACUAGCUCUAGUGACUGCCAUUUCCAACAUGGCAGCUCAAGUUCCUGAGAAGAAAGAGUUAUAGACAGUGAUGGCCAAAGAAAAGCUAGAGGUCUGUGUUUCUCUCAGCCACUGUCUAGCUUGCUGCAAUGACUUAGUAGUACUAUCAUGCAGCUGUAAGAGACUAGAUUGUCCAAAGAGAAAAUCUCCAUUGAUACAAGUUGUAAAACUUAGCCACCAAGGAAGUGUAAACUUUCAUUCCCUAGUAGUCUUGCAAAUAUCUUUCACCAUGCCAUAUUCUAUGUCUUUUGGGGACUGAAAAAAAUAAGUGACUUACUGAUAAUUUACUUUUAAUCACAUUAAAAUGUUUUCACUUUGAAAUAGUAUACAUUCAAAUGGUCACUCAUUUAGAGCACCCUUGCUCCUACAUAAAAAUAAUUACAGAUCUCUUCCUGUUCAUAUUUUCCACCUUUGAGAUUGAGUGUGGAUACUUGGAAAGGUCACUGGGACCAUGAUAAUGUCCAUUAUUCACAGGCAGAUCUGCAUGGGGGAAACUAGUUCUUUGAAAAGCAGAUAGAGACAUACAAGUAGCUCAUAAGGCAACCAAGAUUCUCUUUGGUGCAAGUCUUGGGAGGUUGAUCCAGAGUACACUGCACACUUUUUAGAUUAACCCUCCCCCCCAAUUUACUCAUUCUCACCUGGAAGAAACGGAUUUAACUGUGGUCCCAAAUAUCCAUCUUCUCAUUAGUGUGGUUAUGCUCUGUUUCUAGCUUCAUUUUCCAUUUAAAGUGUGAGCUCUUCUUAAGUCACUUAAAAUUGUUUUCUAAGUAAUUGCUGCCUCUAUUACGAUACUUCAAUUUUGCACUGUUUUUCAGAGACUCAAAAAUUUCUAUUCUUUUUUUGUUUUUUGUUUUUUUCAUCCAAAUGUGCCUGAACUUUUUAAAUAUGUAAAUGCUGCCAUGUUUCAAAUCCAUCUUUCAUGUGCAUAUGUGUGUGCAUGUGUGUACAGAGCUGUGCACCCUGGAAAUAACAUAUAGUCCCAUGAGCAGGUGCCUAGGACAUAGACCCCUUUGCAUUGACAGAGAGGUCAUUGGUCAUAGAGACUUGAAUUAAUAAGUGACAUUAUGCCAGUUUAUGUUCUUUCACAGUUUAUAAACAAUGCUUUUUGUGCACUACAUAUUCUUCAGUGUAGAGCUCUUGUUCUAUGGGAAAAGGCUCAAAUGCCAUAUUGUGUUUGAUGGAUCCAUAUGCCCUUGUGCUGAUGCUACUAUUAUUGAUGUGAGUCCAUUCUGUCACAGCUUUGCUUUGUUUAAUGAAACACACUUGUAAACCUUUUUUGCACCUUGAAAAAGUAAAGAAUCCAGCAGGACACUUGAGCACUUCUAAGCCAAUUUUCUCAACCUAUUUGAUGUUCAAAUAAAGAAUAAAGACAACAGAUUUCA
Molecule: messenger RNA, 8552 nt
Organism: Cavia porcellus (domestic guinea pig)
Lineage: Eukaryota; Metazoa; Chordata; Mammalia; Rodentia; Caviidae
Gene: Esr1
Product: estrogen receptor 1
Exons: 9
Coding region: 2445-4235 (596 amino acids)
Biological process (GO): regulation of transcription by RNA polymerase II; estrogen receptor signaling pathway; cellular response to estrogen stimulus
Cellular component (GO): chromatin; nucleus
Molecular function (GO): nuclear receptor activity; zinc ion binding; nuclear estrogen receptor activity
Source: RefSeq, a predicted model, not a curated record